Molecule: messenger RNA, 863 nt
Organism: Pocillopora meandrina
Lineage: Eukaryota; Metazoa; Cnidaria; Anthozoa; Scleractinia; Pocilloporidae
Source: the annotation of a GenBank genome assembly
AUGCGAAAUCCGAUAGUAAGCGUUCAUGACGUCAGCUGUGGCUAUUACACCAGAGAUCAGCCUGCAAAGUUUCCUUCUAGAUUAGCUGCGAGUUUCAAAACAAUCAAGAUAGAUUCACGAGACCUUGCAGCCCGCAAUGUUUUAGUUGGAGAGAGAGAGAAAGGUGUAAAGUGACAGACUUUGGGAUGGCCAGAGAUGUCCAGCAAGAAAAUAUCUAUGAACGAAAGACGAAGGUAAUCCAACAAUUUAUACUAGUAUUACAUCAACUAUCAACGUCUUUGAUUUGUCGCCUUUUAUAAAUUUGGACCUGUUUCACAAAGUAUGUUUGAAAUAUUUAGGGUCGCCUUCCGAUGAAGUGGACAGCUUAUGAGGCGUUGUUGUAUGGAAGAUAUACCACCAAAAGUGAUGUGUAAGUACAUCAUUACCCAUAGCAAUGAAUUCUAGCAUUUAUUUUCCAACAAACUUUCUUUUAUGGAAAUGAAUUUCAUUCAUGAUAAUUUGUCUAUGUCUUCAAUUAUCUAAGUUACAUACGUUUGAUUUGCCUGUCUGUAGAUGGAGCUAUAGAGUUGUGCUUUUCGAGAAUUUCACUAUAGGUAACAUCCAAUGAACGUUUGACUCUGUAGAUAUUUCUUUAUACCGGUUUGAUUUAACAACUUCUACUGUUUAGGUAAACAAACGUAAUGAGUUUUCCCUUGCAGAUUCUUACUUCAUCAAGUGACAGUGGUGAUGAUAAAGUGAAGGUCGUUGUUUUGUAACAUUUAUAUUUCGAUGGUGUUGUGGUUCUCCGUCAGGUGGUUCACCUUAACCAAGAAUGGACGGAAAAAAAUUGCAAACGUACUUCAGGAGGGAUACAGGAUGCCUAA